AUGAAAGGAGAUAAUAAAAAGCAGAUCUUUGAGGAAGCUUUACUCAAAGAAAUCGAAAUUUUAUGCAAAAAUUAUUCUCCCUUGAGAUCUAAAAAUUUGAAAUGGGAGUGCGAAGGCUGUAGAGGGUAUUUACUAGACAAAAAAUUCAUAAAAAGGAAGCAAGUUAAGCUGCUUAUUGAUGAUUAUGGCUGCAUGUUUGUAGAAAUAGCAGCUUUUACCACACAAACCUACAAAGUGUCAGACCUCCUUGAAAAAUCUGUUAUACGAAUGAAUAAUAACAUUUUUCAAGGUCUCAAAUCGAUUUGAUCAUACAUAAACCCUAGCCAAGGCAAGUUACUUUCAAAAAAUUCUUAUUCCAAACUGCAGCAAAUAUUUGCAGAUGCCUUAUACUCUCGCUACAACGCGAAAAACCUCCAGAUUGACCUUUCUGUUGAUUUUGGAAAGGAUUCAGGAAUCGUUUUUCAAGAAUUUUAUGAUUCUUUUUUUGAAAUGCUAAACAGUGCUAUAUCUAGCAAAGACGUUAAAGCUUACUCUGACCGAUUAAAUGAAAUUUUACUUUUAUUGUUUAAUAAAAGCACACCUUUUCUUAUGAAAAAUAGGCUUUCUAGAACUCCUGAUCCAAGGCCUUCAUAUUCUCCAUGGAUGCUGAGGAACUAUCCUCAUUAUCCACCAACACCAACCCUAUUGUAUACAAGACCAAGUUCAAGACUUGUUGCAUCAUUUAGGGCUGAAUUGAGUCCUUGUAGGUCAACGUUUUAUAGCUAA
Molecule: messenger RNA, 765 nt
Organism: Blepharisma stoltei
Lineage: Eukaryota; Ciliophora; Heterotrichea; Heterotrichida; Blepharismidae
Source: the annotation of a GenBank genome assembly